This is a messenger RNA of Nicotiana tabacum (common tobacco), 1773 nucleotides long. Its product is annotated as dehydration-responsive element-binding protein 2A-like. The record is from RefSeq and is a predicted model, not a curated record. Gene Ontology annotation, biological process: response to stress; positive regulation of DNA-templated transcription. NCBI's taxonomy places the organism in Eukaryota, Viridiplantae, Streptophyta, Magnoliopsida, Solanales, Solanaceae. Gene Ontology annotation, cellular component: nucleus. Gene Ontology annotation, molecular function: transcription cis-regulatory region binding; DNA-binding transcription factor activity.
GGUUUUCUGAUUCUCUUCGUGUAAGAAACUUGUCCAAGAAAAAAUCACUCUCAAAAUAGUAUUAAAUCAAACCAAACUAUUCCGAUCUGUUUCCCAAUUCUGUUUGAUUUCCAUAUAAAGCAGAAGAAAAGUAGAAAAAGCAAAGGUUUUGUGAAGCGAACGCAUUUAUCGAUUGCAUAGAUAGUUCAAAAGAAGGUGAAUUUGGUGCAGUUAUCUGAUAAUAUUUCAAGCAACAGAGUUAUGGCUAUACUUGAUCAAGCUUCAAAUAUGAUGUCUUUACCAUUGGAUUAUACAAGAAAGAGGAAAUCAAGAAGUAGAAAAGAUGCACCAAAGAAUGUAGCAGAGACACUAGCAAAGUGGAAAGAGGUCAAUGAGAAACUAGAGUCUAGUGAUGAUGGGAAAAAGCCGGUGCGUAAAGUUCCUGCUAAAGGAUCAAAGAAAGGAUGUAUGAAAGGUAAAGGAGGUCCCGAAAACGGGCGGUGUAAAUACAGAGGUGUUAGGCAAAGGACAUGGGGUAAAUGGGUUGCUGAGAUUCGGGAACCGCAUAGAGGGAGAAGGCUUUGGUUAGGUACUUUUGAUACUGCAAUCGAAGCUGCUUUAGCUUAUGAUGAAGCUGCUAGAGCAAUGUAUGGUCCUUGUGCUAGGUUGAAUCUCCCGAAUUACCCUUUGUCGAAUGAGUCUUCUAAGGAUGAUUCCUUGUUGCCUACAGUGUCUCAAUCCGAUUCUACAACAGCCUCAAGUCUCACUGAGACAACCAACAUUCCUAAGAUUAAAUUUGAAGAUCGCGAAAGUGAAUCGAGAAGUGAUGGCCCGAGGAGUGUUUUUUAUGAAGCUGGAACACCUUCGAGUUCAGUGAAAGAGGAAGUGAAAGACGAGGCCAAGGGCGUGUUGGAUGAAAGAGGGAUUGUUGAAAUUAAAGAAGAGCCUGUUGCCUUUGAUUAUGGUACAAUGACGAGUGGCCAAGAUAAUGUAGACAACUUCUGUUGGGAUGAUGAGAUGUUUGAUGUGGAUGAGCUAUUAGGCGUGUUAGAUUCGACUCCACUGGAUACCUCGGCUCCCAACCAAGUUUCUGGUUCUGUUCCUGUCAAUCAGUAUGCGCAUGAUUCUUCGUAUCGACUGCAGAGUGCUGCCUAUGACAACAACCAGUUCUCUAAUCCGUCAUCUCAGUUGCAAAAUACAGAUGAUAAAGAUUUGCAGCAAAUGCAGCAGCUAGCACCUAUUGUGGAUGAUUAUAAUUUUGAUUUUUUAAAGCCAGGACGGCAGGAAGACUUCAACUUCAGCUUGGAUGACCUGAGUUUCCUUGAUUUCCAAUAAAAUUUUGGUAGUUUGGUAAUGACUGUGGGUGUGUUCUAGAGUUCUACUGAGCCCUUGCGCGCAGGCUAACAAGAUGAUGUACUGCUGCUGUUUUUAUCAGAUGGAUUUAGUAUUGUUGGUUGAUUGCUGUAUUUGUGCAAUAGCCGAAGUUUUUGAAUGUUUACCAUGUUAGUUCAACAAGGUCUUUUUUUGAUUCUAGGAAAAGGAAAAAAAAAUAGGACAAUUUCAGAAGAUACUCUUCUUUGUGUUUUUGUUUUUCCCCUUUUGAGGAACUGUGGUUGUCCCUUUCCUUUCUGCCAAGGGAUAGCUGAUUCUUGAUAAGUUUUUGGAUCAGAGAAUUCAGCUGCUAAUUUAAUCGAACAAAAUUCUGCUGUACAGUAUUAACAUUGAGUAACUAGUUUGCUAACAUUUGCAAGGUGUUGGUGUUCCUAUGAUGAUAAUAAAGAGAAAACCAUCUUU